UUUUCUGGCCAUGGGUGGCUUGGGUUGCACCAGCAUCGGUUAUCUAUAUCCAUCUCUUUUCUUCACCCUUCUCUUCUUUUCUAUGAACCACCAUUUUCAUUACUUGCCUUUCCCUUAUUAUAAACAUGCCAAAUUCUCCCUCCCACACCAUUUCAUUUUCUCCCUCCCAAACAAUUUCACACUCUCCCUCACCGAUAAUUCCACCCUCUCCAUCCCGAACAAUUCCAGACUCUCCCUUCCUGUAAGCUCCAAACUCUCCAUUCCAAGUAACUCCACACUAUUCUCCAACAACACUCAAGUCUCCGAUGAUUUACACCCCGCCGAUCGUCUCAACAAUUCAAGCACAAAUAGCACUGGAUCUACUCAACAUGUCAUUAUAGUGCAUGAGAAGAAUCCGUUUGAGAAAAUGGAAGAAGGGUUAGCUAGGGCGAGAGCUGCGAUAAGAGAAGCAGGUCGAUCAAGACGACACACAUCAUACAGAAAGGGGGUUUUUGUGCCCCGAGGAUCCGUUUACAUCAACCCGUAUUCCUUUCAACAGAGCCACAUAGAGAUGCAGAAGCUAUUUCGAAUUUGGCCAUACAAGGAAGGAGAGCCACCACUCUUCUACAACGGUCCAGUGAAUGACAUAUACUCCAUCGAAGGACAGUUCAUGGAUGAACUUAGGAGGAGCCCUUUUGCAGCAAGAGACCCCAAUGAAGCUACUUCGUUCUAUCUUCCCAUCAGUGUUGUCAACAUUGUGAGGUACGUUUAUAGACCUUACACAAACUACUCACGCGUACGGCUUCAGAACAUCAUCGAGGACUACAUUGGUAUAAUGGCAAAGAGAUACCCAUACUGGAAUAGAAGCAAUGGGGGAGAUCAUUUUCUUGUUUCUUGCCAUGAUUGGGCACCGGAUGUUUCAGUUGGCAACCCUAAGCUCUUCAAGAACUUUGUCAGAGUACUCUGCAAUGCCAACUCUUCAGAAGGAUUUCAAGCAAUCCGAGACGUCUCUUUACCCGAAAUCAAAAUCCCUUUUGGCAAACUCGGUCCGCCCAUCCUCAAGCGUCCCCCACAAAACCGUUCAAUCUUCGCCUUCUUUGCAGGUGGUGAUCAUGGACAUGUGAGGGAGCUCCUCUUCCAGCAUUGGAAAAACAAAGACAGUGAGAUCAAAGUCCAUGACUACCUCCCCAAAACCCAGAACUACACAGAGCUAAUGAGCAAAAGCAAGUUUUGUUUGUGCCCUAGUGGGUACGAAGUUGCGAGCCCUAGAGUCGUCGAAGCAAUUUACACAGGUUGCGUUCCGGUGAUCAUUUCAGAUGCUUACGUUCUUCCCUUCAGUGAUGUGCUUGACUGGAGAAAGUUUUCGAUUCAUGUUCCGGUAGCAAAGAUACCAGAGCUGAAGUCGAUUCUACGAAAAGUUUCUGAGCGCGAGUAUGUGAAAAGGCAUAUGAGGGUGCUGCAAGUGCAGCGACACUUCGUGCUGAAUCGGCCGUCAAGGCCAUUUGAUAUGUUGCAUAUGGUGAUGCACUCAGUUUGGCUCAGAAGGCUUAAUUUGAGGUUGUUGAGGUAAUCAACAUUCACUUCCUAGUUCAUGGACUUGUGUAAUUAGUUAUAUUUUCUUUUCCCCUGUUGAGCUUGGAGAAUAGGUUUUAGUACGUAGUACUUAGAAGUUGUGUGAAAAAUAAUGACUCAAUAUCAACUUAGAAGCAAACUGUGUCCAGUCAUUUAGCAAGGGGAAAUGGAAGAGUCAUGUAUCUAGCUAACGCAACUUUACACCUGAAAUUGCAAUAUGAUAGGUUG
Molecule: messenger RNA, 1779 nt
Organism: Argentina anserina (silverweed cinquefoil)
Lineage: Eukaryota; Viridiplantae; Streptophyta; Magnoliopsida; Rosales; Rosaceae
Product: probable glycosyltransferase At5g11130
Exons: 4
Coding region: 11-1549 (512 amino acids)
Molecular function (GO): glycosyltransferase activity
Source: RefSeq, a predicted model, not a curated record